AUGCCUCUUGUGGCAAGGCAUCAAGCACAAUUGGCGGCACCUCUAAGAAUCCGAAAAGACUGCCAAAUCUCGACUCCGUACAUCCUGGAUGCCCUUGUUGAUGAGGGCCGUCGCCUCCGUGACGACUUCCUCAAACAUUAUUCUGUCCUCCGGAGUUCAUCCACCAAUACGGCAGACCGCGACCUCGCUUCACCUUACCUUUCUACGUCUCGUAGGGCAGCACAAGCUUCGCACAACGGUUUUCAAAUUCUGCAAGACAACUUAAAUGCUGGCAAAGUUCAUGUCCAGAGAGUACAUGGAGAGUGGCAAGUCGCUGUUGCUCUCCAGAAGAAGGCUUCAGAAGGGAAGGGGUCUCCGGAUCCCAGGACACGAGCGAUCCAAAAGACAGCUCAACACUUUGCGCGGCGACCAGAGGUUUUAUCUUGUUCCGACGAGGAACUCAAAAUCAUCAUGGCAUCCUAUGCGUACAAUCUAAGUGGUGCAUUCGGCUUCCCCGUCGCCUUCGCAGAUCUCUGCGCCAUCAAGGCACGAGUUCAAAGUGGUGUGCUUUUUGCAGAUAGAUUUGCAGAGGUGAUGUGUAUACCUAACAAUGUCUUACGAGCCCUUUCACAAGCACAGGAUGACGCGGAUGAUUGAAAUUUUGCAUCUUUGUCCGUCAUAGUACAUACUUCACAUCUUACACAUGCUCCACCAUAUAGCACAUCCUUAUACAUACUUCACCCUAUAGCACAUCCAUAUCUUAAUUCUACGAUCUCGAUUUUGUUAGCCACUAUCUCUCUGUACUACUACGUAACGACAAUCAACAGACC
Messenger RNA from Suillus discolor, 809 nucleotides. RefSeq lists its product as uncharacterized. Bases 1 to 636 code for a protein of 211 amino acids. NCBI's taxonomy places the organism in Eukaryota, Fungi, Basidiomycota, Agaricomycetes, Boletales, Suillaceae. The record is from RefSeq and is a predicted model, not a curated record. The transcript is spliced from 2 exons.